GGAAAAAUAUUAUUUAAAGUUCUAAACUACAGAAGAAGAAAUACCUAACAACAAGUGAAAUAUUCAAACAGAAGAAACAAAAUCAGUGAUCGUCUCGCAAAAGAGAGAAGAAGUAAACAAGUGAAGAAGAUUAAAGGAAAAAAAGUGGAAAGAGAAGAAAAUACGCUUGGAAAAGAUCGCGUGUGGUGAAUUUUCCACUUUCGUAUUUUUUUGUUUUUUUUUUCUGCUUUCGAAUUUGGGAAGAAGAAAAACAAACACGUUCGAAAAUGUGUGUCUGUAGGAUCGUGUGCGUAACGUGAAAAAACACACUCAUCAUCGUCUGUGAAAGUAAGUGAGAACCAUCAGAUCAAGUGCAACAGCAAAACGUUAGUAGGGGUGACGAAAAAAAAAAGAAGGUGGCAGGAAGGGCCAGGGGUCGGUUGCAAAUGUUUACUCAAAAUCUGUACUCCAAGCAUUAAAUCGUCUAAUUUCGGUUCGAGGUCACCGACCUUAUUUCGAGCCACCCCCUCGCAAAACCCGGCACUCAUCGUUCAUCACCGCGUACCAGCGAAACCAAUCCAUCUCGAAACCACGCCGCAGCAUCCCCAUCAUCACACAAAGUGAUGAUCAACGAAAGUUGCCACCUUCCAAAAUAAACCUUAGACAUAGAUCUUACGCGCGGUUGGAAAAGCCGCUUUUCCGACUGAACUUGCUGUUGUUGUUGUUGUGAUUGCGCUGUUUUGAGAGCAAAUUAUGAUUCGCGAACGUGGCUACCGUUACUCGGCCCAAGUGGCGUUCCCGAGAUACAGAGACUGCGAUGAAGAGUCGGUUUGUUUUUGUUUGUGAAUGAACGCCUGAACUGGAGCGGCUGGGAUAGACGGAACGGAAGCGGGUGGAUCAGGCGGAAGAUGUGGCCCCGGAACCGCCAAUCUACCGAGACCUGUGAAAAUGAGCGUUCCAUCACCGCCACCGACAUCGUCGUCAGUUGGGCUAAAUUUAGACAACGGCAUAAAUUAUGUAAAGUGUGCUACGGCCGACAGCGGCACCGGUGCCACAAAUAACCCGUCUGCUGUUCCGUGGCCAGAACCCAGAACCGGUAGCAGCAGCAGAAGCAGUAGCAGAAGCAGUAUUAGCAUAAGUGGUCCCACCAGUGUUGACGAUCCGCAGCAACAAGCCCCCGCCGGGAGUCCCCAAAGUGGACCACGGCGGCCAAAGUCCGGCGGCUGGAUGUGGCAGCGGUGGGUCAACCCGUUGCCGUCCUUGGUGUCCUCCCUUGCCCUCGCAGUGUCCCCUUUCCAGCGACGAACCAACGAUGGCGGCGGCACCAGUGUUGCCAGCAGCAGCAGUGCAAAUCGGUUUAAAAGUGCGGAAGAGGAUGGCGUCCGAAAGGGACGCCACCGAAGAAGUAAUCGUGAGGUGACACCCUGUGCGUGUGACGCCGGCGGUGGCGUGAAGAAACAAGAUGAAGAAGAAAGGCAAGAUUGGCCACCGGUUUCGCGGUGGCGCCACCGAAGUGGCGGAAUCGACGUGAAGCUGGUGCUGGCCAUUACGGUGCUAAUUGGCGUUAUUGAUUACUCGGAAGCCGGAACCUGCUGGCUGCGGCGGAUGGAGAGCACCGGCAAGUGCAACAAGUUGUUCGCGCGGAACGUCACCCGGGACAGCUGCUGCCACGCGGGGGCCGGGCUCGGGUUCAGCGAGCGCGACAUCACCGACGUGCAGAUCUUCUUCGUGAACGCGUUCAACGACGCCAUGGACUGUGGGUCCUGUAUCGAUAGCUGUGACCGGGCCAAGUGCGGUCCCAACAAGCGCUGCGUCAUGAAGAAGGGCCGCCCCAAGUGCAUCUGCGCCCCGAACUGCAAGGCUCCGAAGCAGAUGAAGCAUCACCAUCCGCAGCAUCAGCAGCACUUUCCGGACCAGAAGAUCAAGGUGAUCAACUUGAGUGAGAGCCAACGAAACCGCGGACAGUAUUUUACCCCCUCGAUCCAGCUGGCUGGAGGUUCCCGAUCGAGCAAUAGCAACAACAAGCGCAGCAUCCGGUUGUUGGACGAAGAUCCGACCAGGUCGGCGUCACGGACUGUAAAAACUAGCCUAAGUGAGAAACCGUCAAGCCAAAGAAGUAGUACCAGUAAGCUAGCAACAACCACCUCUAGGCGUAAGGAUAAUUUAUUGGAAUCUGUGACAUUAGUUGAUAGCAGCAGCAGUCGGAGUUCAACUCCGCGGCCAACGGACCGGACGGUCCUGACAACGGCCUCCGCCAACGUACGGCACCGGAAUCGGAAGACUGCCGUGAACCGGACACUGGCGGCGGUGACGGAAGUUCACCGAGGAACGCACAGCCGAGACUUUGGCAGGCCAAGGUUACUCCGGCUGACGAAGGAAAACGGGACGAAACCCGCCGGAUCGAGGGUUCCCCGGGAGCCCCAGUACAGGGAGGACAUGUUCUACGUGGGAGCUGUACCGCAGGUUCGACGAAGCCGGAUGCGUGGCGUCGAGCCGGACUUUGGGAACGAAAUUGUGCCCCACACCGGGUUCUACAAUCCGGUCUGCGGCACCGAUGGAAAAACGUACAAAACCGAGUGCCAGCUGAAGAAGAGGGCCUGCCGGCAGGAGAGCACCACCUUGGCGGUGGCGUACAAGGGACACUGUCAGACAUCCUGCCGCUUCGUCCAGUGCCCGGACGGGAAGCACUGCGUCGAGGACCAGAACGCGACGCCCCACUGCGUGACCUGCGUCCGGGACUGUCCCACCGUGGAUCCGUGGGUGUCGCCCAAGUCGCUGAUCUGCGGCACCGACGGCGUCACCUACCGGAGCGUUUGUGAGUUAAAGCGAAAGGCCUGCCUCACCGGGCGGGCCAUUCCGGUGGCGUACCGGGGCCGGUGCAUCGAGGCCGCCACAUGCGAAACCAUCAAGUGCAAGGACCGGCAGCACUGCCUGACCGACCUCAGCACCCACAAGCCGCGCUGUGUGAGCUGCAGCUACAAGUGUCCUCGGGCCAAGCGGCAGCAGCAACAGCCCCGACAGUUUGGCGGUAGCCACCAGCACCGGAACCAGCAGCAGCCGCUGCCCCCAAAUGUCAAACUGUGCGGCACCAACAACCACACCUACCACUCGUGGUGUCACAUGCAGCGAGAUUCCUGCAACACUGGCUUCUACAUCGACGUGCAGCACAGCGGUGUUUGCAGUUUCGAGAGAAGCCACUCGACACCUGCUAUUCUGAGCCAUUCUCCGGCGAUCAACGUCAAACCGUAGCACAGAAGGACACAGCCAAAGCUAGGAUAUUUAGGAAAAUUCAACAGCAUGGUUUGGCAAAUGUUGUCCUAGAUUUGGUUUUUCGAUGAGCAAAAAAUAACGUUAAACUUAUACCAAAAAUUUGACCGUAGUGCACAUUUCAAAGACUUUGUAAAAAAAAGAAACGCGACCAUAGCAGUUUUAUAUGGGGCGCGUAGUAUGAUAACAGUUUAUUCACAUUGUUGUAAAAUAUUGCAGUUUAAGCACUUGUAGAAAUGAUUUGUAAAAAUUGGAACUAUCGAAAAUUAAUUUAUUUAUUUGUACCACAUAGAGCACAAUCUAUUUAUAGACAAACAACACUCACACACUCAGUCACAUUUACCCACCCCGCAGACAUUCAUAUUUCCAUCGAAUUAUUUAUUGCCUUGUAAAUUAGAACAUUGCUAUAUUGUAGUGAAAGUGUUGUGUUUACUUCGUAAACUAUUUAUUCGUUAUUUUUUGUACUGGAAAACACUAUUUAUUCAUCUGUAAGAUUUCUAAACGAACCAAAAACUAACUUUUAGUAACUUAAGACAAAUGUUGCAUCUAUGUGAGAAAAUAUCCAAAUUUAGAAAUCGUCAAACAAACGAAAAACACUUAAUAAAAGUGGUGCUGUCCUUUUAUCUAAUCACUAGUAAAAGUUUAGAGAAAUACCGUAACAAAUCCAUCAAAAUCUGAUACAAAAUUGUGGCAACAUAUGGAUACCAGACAAAUAGUAUGCACUGAACAGAAAUACAAGUUUCAAUCUGUAGCCUGAAUACCUUCUUCAAAAGAAACCACUUAUAAUAAAUCAAUCGGUUAUUCGUUUACACGCGUUUAGAAGAUGUAUAAAGUAUGAGUAGUGAAUCGAGGUAAAACAAACAAAUAACUUAAUCAAGCAAAGUAAUGUAUUAAAAAUUGACUGAUUUUAACAACAACAAAAACAAACACAAAUAACACAAACAAGUAUGCGAUGCAAGUACCACAAGCAAAGCAUGUCGAGUUGGAAACAAAUUUUAGAAUGUAAAUUUAACUUUUUAAUAGUGAAAUUGUAUUUACUUUCCCUACAAAGUAAACUGUGUAGGAUGCAACUUGACUAGUAAAGAUUACAACACAAAUAAAUCUAUGACAUAAAAAAUACAAUCAAUUCAAGCAGGAAUGUAAUUCAAACAUCCACUAAAUACACACAAACAAAACCAACAAACCAAACUGUUUCUCGAUGGUUCUCAAAAAGUACGUUUUUCGAUGUUUACAAAAUUUCAUCAAACCAAAAUAAACACAAAAAGUUACAGAAUUAACCUACAUGCGAACAAGAAAAAAAAUCAAUGUAUACACAAUAAACCAACAUCCGUUUAGCGGAUUCGUUCGGAGUAGUUCAAAAGUUAUAAACAAAAAAAUAAUUACAAAUUAACAAAAUUUAAGCAGCUCACAAAUGUCCCGUUCUAGGAAAUUGUUCCACAGAACCCCACUCUGUGUCGUGGCAGAGACAACGAUUGGAAAAAGGUCGACGUAAAAGUAAUGAAACAAACGAACGAAAAGUAGUGAAAAUAAAUGUUUAUUCAUGUUGAUUCAAAUAG
Culex pipiens pallens (northern house mosquito) is the source of this 4802-nucleotide messenger RNA. RefSeq lists its product as uncharacterized. Bases 928 to 3228 code for a protein of 766 amino acids. NCBI's taxonomy places the organism in Eukaryota, Metazoa, Arthropoda, Insecta, Diptera, Culicidae. The transcript has 9 exons. Gene Ontology annotation, molecular function: protein binding. The record is from RefSeq and is a predicted model, not a curated record.